AUGGUUAAACCAAUUAUUGCCCCUAGUAUUCUUGCAUGCGAUUUUGCCAACUUGGGUUGUGAAUGCCAUAAAGUCAUCAAUGCAGGUGCAGACUGGCUACACAUAGAUGUCAUGGAUGGUCAUUUCGUUCCAAACAUUACACUAGGACAACCAAUCGUUACUUCCUUGCGUCGUUCAGUUCCUCGUGGCGAUGACCCCAACAACACUGCAAACAAACCAGCUGCAUUCUUUGAUUGCCAUAUGAUGGUUGAAAACCCUGAACGUUGGGUAGAGGAUUUUGCUAAAUGUGGUGCAGAUCAAUUUACCUUCCACUACGAAGCUACGAAAGAUCCAGUAUCCCUUGUCAAGUUAAUCAAAUCUCAUGGCAUCAGAGCUGCAUGUGCAGUUAAACCAGGUACACCAGUCGACGUUCUAUUCGAAUUAGCACCUCAUUUAGAUAUGGCACUAGUUAUGACUGUCGAACCAGGAUUUGGUGGCCAAAAAUUUAUGGCCGAUAUGAUGCCUAAAGUUGAGACUCUAAGAUCAAAAUUUCCACAUUUAGACAUCCAAGUUGACGGUGGUCUUGGUAAAGCUACAAUCCCACAGGCUGCCGAAGCCGGUGCCAACGUCAUUGUCGCAGGUACCAGUGUCUUCACCGCAACGGAUCCAGAAGAAGUUAUUUCAUUCAUGAAAGGUGAAGUUUCUAAAAACUUGGAAUCCAGAAAAUUGCUAACCUAA
Molecule: messenger RNA, 717 nt
Organism: Zygosaccharomyces rouxii
Lineage: Eukaryota; Fungi; Ascomycota; Saccharomycetes; Saccharomycetales; Saccharomycetaceae
Gene: RPE1
Product: ribulose-phosphate 3-epimerase RPE1
Exons: 1
Coding region: 1-717 (238 amino acids)
Biological process (GO): pentose-phosphate shunt; pentose-phosphate shunt, non-oxidative branch; carbohydrate metabolic process
Cellular component (GO): cytosol
Molecular function (GO): D-ribulose-phosphate 3-epimerase activity; metal ion binding
Source: RefSeq, a predicted model, not a curated record